AUGAGAAUGAAUCUUAUUGUAAAUAAUAUUUCUACAGAUGCUUCGGAAGAACUUUUAAUUUAACCAGAAAGAUUAAAUCCUCUUUUAAAAGCAUUAGAUGAUGAAAACAAAAUAUUAAAAGAAGAAGUUAAUCAUUUGUCUGGUGAUUUAAAAAGAUUUAUUAGUAUGGUUGAACUUUUAUUAGAAGAAAACAAAUUAAUUAGAGAUCAUAUAAAUUAAAAAAAUAAAGAUAUUUCUAAAUUGAUUGAAACUAUCGGUCUUAAUGAUGGCGAAGAAAUUCAUGAUUUAAAACAUAAUAUUCAUAUAUUAACUGAAGAAAACAAUAUUCUAAUUAAGCAUUUGGAUGAAACAAAGAGAUUUAGAGAAGAAUAUGAUAGCUUUGUUAAUGGACAUGAAGACGAAAUUAAUAAAGCAAGAGAUGUUAUUAAUAGAACAAAAGAAGAUUUAGAAGAUGCUUUAAAAAGAGAAGAAAAUUUAUCUAAAUAAUUAACUUAUUUAGAACCUAAAUAUGCAUAAUUAGCCGAAAAAAAUAUAGAAUUAGAAGAUACUAUAGAAGAAUUAAAUAAUAAUAUAAAUAGCUUUAAAAAUGAAAAUAUGACAUUAAAAAACAAUUAUAAUCAUUAUAAAUAACAUUACGAAGAAUUAAAUAGAAGAAGAGGUGAUGAAAAUGAUUAAUUUUUAUAGGAAAAUAAUAUUUUGUUAAAUGAAAAGAAAGAACUCAAAUUUUUAAUUUAAUAAAAAGAAAAACUUAACUAAGAUUUAAAAUAAGAAAUAUAGACUUUAAGAAAAGGAUAAAUUAAUUAAGAAAAAUAAAGAGCUGAAGCUUCUUUAUUAAGAGAAAAAUAAUUUAGAGAAUAACAUGAUAAAAUGAAAAUUGAACUUGAUUAAAGUGAAUAUAAAUUAAAUCAAGUGGAAAGAUAAUUUAGCAAUUUGCAAGAAUAAUAUAGAUUAGAAUUAAAUGAUAAAGCUACUUAAAGUGAAAGUAUUAUUGAAAAAUUAAGAAUAAAACAUAGAGAAGUUUUAGAAUAAAAAGAUGAAAUUAUAGAUAAUUAAAAGAAAUAAAAGUUCUAUUAUUGA
This is a messenger RNA of Ichthyophthirius multifiliis, 1077 nucleotides long. RefSeq lists its product as hypothetical. The transcript is spliced from 10 exons. The record is from RefSeq and is a predicted model, not a curated record. Lineage: Eukaryota; Ciliophora; Oligohymenophorea; Hymenostomatida.